Molecule: messenger RNA, 471 nt
Organism: Anopheles funestus (African malaria mosquito)
Lineage: Eukaryota; Metazoa; Arthropoda; Insecta; Diptera; Culicidae
Exons: 4
Coding region: 1-471 (156 amino acids)
Biological process (GO): sodium ion transport
Cellular component (GO): membrane
Molecular function (GO): sodium channel activity
Source: RefSeq, a predicted model, not a curated record
AUGUAUGGUUCAGUGUGGAACUUACUCAACAAUUUUCUGCACAAUCCGCUAACAUUUUAUGUUGAUACCGCACACUUGCAUUGGAAUACAACUUUUCCAGCAGUCAGCCUUUGCCAAAUUGUUAAUGGAGAAUCCGUAGCAGAACUCACAGAACAUUUUACCCCUGUAUGCACAUAUUAUUUUCUUUCGUUUUGUUUUAUUUUAGCACAUCAACUGUAUCGCUAUUAUAGCUUCUCCGCUUGCUCUAUCGAAUGUUUCUGGAAAACUCAGCUUGAAAUUUGUAAUUGUACCCAUCAUUUAAUGCCACAAACUUUGACCACUACGGAGUACGAGACGCAAAUAUGUUCAUUCGAAGGACUCACCUGCCUUACGGAAAAUUCAGUUGAUAUUGCACGAGCUCGCAAGCAAUGCCCCUGCCUGUCAUCCUGCGUUGAACCAGAACACUUCGUCGUACACAAGUCAGACGAGUAA